Molecule: messenger RNA, 2523 nt
Organism: Hippoglossus stenolepis (Pacific halibut)
Lineage: Eukaryota; Metazoa; Chordata; Actinopteri; Pleuronectiformes; Pleuronectidae
Gene: ubald2
Product: UBA-like domain containing 2
Exons: 3
Coding region: 151-678 (175 amino acids)
Molecular function (GO): protein binding
Source: RefSeq, a predicted model, not a curated record
GCGUCGCUCUGCUCUUUGUUGUUGGUGAUGACAGCAGAACGUUGUUGAUGCUGAGACUCAGAGACUCAGAGACUCAGACUGAAGCUCCGGAGCCCCCCCCGGUCAGUGUCCCGUCAGUGUCCCGUCAGUGUCCCGCUCGCUGCGCACAUCAUGUCUGUGAACAUGGACGAGCUGCGGCACCAGGUGAUGAUCAACCAGUUCGUCCUGACCGCGGGUUGCGCCGCGGACCAGGCGAAGCAGCUGCUCCAGGCGGCCCACUGGCAGUUCGAGACGGCCCUGAGCUCCUUCUUCCAGGAGGCGAACAUCCCCAGUCACCACCACCAGAUGAUGUGUACGCCCAGAAACACUCCCGCCACGCCACCGAACUUCCCCGACGCCAUCACCAUGUUCUCCAAACUACGAGCGUCUGAGUGCGGCCCCAGCGUCGGCAGCGGCCCCUCCCAGGCGUCCAUGGCCUGCUCCCCCCCGGCCCCCUCUUCCACGUCGGGGUUUGGCUCCUUCUGGGCUUCGUCGCCGCCCGGCCACCAGCCGGCCUGGCUGCCGCCCUCGUCGCCCACCGGCCACCACAUGCACCACCACCACUACCACAUGCAACAGACUCCCAUGUGGCCCCCGGUGUCUCAGCCCAGCGGCUCCCAGCAGCCCCCUGUCGUAUCUGCACUCCACGGUCAGAGAUGAGACUGUGGGGGGGGGGGCAGGACGGGCGGUGGGGUCACAUGGCGACAAAAGAUUCUGUUUGGGGAGCAGGAGAUGGGGAGGGGGGGGGGUUUCAUGUGUGAAGAAGACGAAGAUCCUGCUUCUUCUUCUCCUGAGGAAACUGAAGACGAACAGUUUGUCUCCUGCGUCUUCAUCGUGUCCACGUUGACCAGCAGGUCACCGACAACCUAAAGACUCAAACGUGUCCGUGUGGAUGAAGCUGGAGAAAAACACCAUGAAUGAUGGAUGAAUUUGGUAAAAGGACAAAACGCGCAAUAAUUUGAUGAUUUGGAAAAUGCCACAUUCCCCGUGUGGUUCUUUUCUCGUCCUGCUGGUGACCGAGCAGGAGCUGGGUUCUAAUCCUCCAGCUUCAGUGAUGGAUUUCAGUUCCAUAACGAGAGGCCGUCACCAGACAAGACACACGUUCACCUGCGUAGAGACGAUUGAGCCGUGGACGGGGGUUCACCGUGUUUCUGUCUGUGCAGCGGUUCGAGGCCGACUCAGUGAUUUUCCACACAACCUUUUCAGACGCUCAACCACUCCUACCUCUGUCUGAAUGGGAGAGGCCCCACGCGCUCUGAAUGUAUUCACAGUCGGGAUCAGAGGGUUUAGACGAGUCCAAACUGAACUAAAGACGGACGCUCGGGUAAAAUCCGUCUCCUCAGACCUGAAUGAUUGUUCAGAUCCACAAACCAACCUGAGACUCUUCUGUUCUCUUUCUCUCUUUUAUAAUUAACAUAAAACAUUUUUAAAAAUCACCUGUAGAUUAGUGUCAAGUUUUAAUUGUGAAAAACAAAACGUCACCUCAUGUCGGGAAGAGACGGGAUUCAGAUCCAGAAGGUUUCGUUUUUCACACUUUCACAGACAAUCAACCUUCUCCUGUGUUUCUAUUGUUUUUAUUGUCCAGCAGGUUGGUUCCAGCUCGUCGGGCUGGGUGAGCUGCGACAUGUUGAGCUCCAGCACGUGAUGAGAUCAUAUUUUAACAUGUGACGCAGAAAUGAUCCAAACUUACUUUAAUGGAAAAAUCUGCCCCGAAGAAAAAGCAGCCGUGUGACGGGUUUGACUUUUCUGGGUUCAUUUAGGUUUUUGUGAAUUUGUCUGAAUAAAUCAGAUUAACGUUAGAGAACAGGUGACGACGUGUUGAUGUUCCUCCUCUUUGGGAUUUACUGUCUUUAAACGCUACGUACGUGGUUUUUUAAUCGGCCCAUUUCUCGGUUCAUCGACUCAUUUUGUUUGUAAAACCUCAGAGAAAUAGUGUUGAGAACAGAUUUCUUCAGUUUACUCAGUUCAGACGUAACCAUCAAAUGUUUGGAUUGCAAUGUGAUUGAAAUGAUUAUCGAGACUUAAUUCAUCAGACAGAUUACUGCAGCAAAUCUGACAAACGGCUGCAGACUCGAAGAUCACGUGACGAUACUGAAAUAAAGGAGAAAUGUCUGAUUUUAGUAAGAACAUUGUUAUGAUCCUUUUAAAUCCAGAUGUCUUCUCAUGGCUGUGAGCUGAGGGCAGAUGUUUCCUUUAAAUCAAACAGGCUAACGUGUUGAAUGUUCGUCCGUCCUGACGCGUUCGCUGUCAGCGGCAGGUUCAGGUCUUUGUGGACGUCCUGUCAGCUGGAGGCCGGACACAGUUUGAGUCUCAAACAUCCUGAGGAUUUUACAAAUGAUCUUUAAGACACUUUUUCUCCAUUCAGGAUUUUGUUCUUAUCACUUGGACGAUAUUUCAGAAACUCACUCUGUUGUGAUCCAUGACUCUUUUAUAGAGAUUUCUCUCGAGUUCAUUUCUUCUGCUGAGAUUUGUAUUUAUAUGUUUAAUAAAACAAGGUAUGAUCUA